AUGAUUACAUUAGACCAUGAUCAUGAUGAUUCGACCAAUGUUAUCAUACAUAAAGUACCAAAGACCAAAGGGGGUUGGACACAUAUUGAAGAUCUUGACUCUUUUUUCACAAGAAUGUACAAAUAUUAUGUCCGUGGAGGUUUUUAUCCAAUGAUAAUGUCAGAUCUGUUCUAUUUGCUGCAAUUUAUAUUCAUUGUUUGGUUCUCGACAUUUCUAGUACAUUGUGUAGAUUAUCAAAAGUUGUUUAGAAAUGAUGCAAACGCAAAUCGGAGUGAGAAAUUGAGUCUUAAUGAUGUAAUAUACCCUGAAUGUGUAACUAGGAUAUCAUGGAGAUGGUGGUGUGUUGUAGCAUUAUGUGCAGUUAUUUGGACCUUCAGAUUUUUCUUAUCAAUGUACCACUUAUAUUAUGCCUAUGAUACAAAAUUAUUCUAUAAUAGUGCUUUAAAAAUUAAUGAGAAUGACUUAGCGUGGAUAAAUUGGUCUACAGUUCAAGACAGAGUGAGAGAAGCGCAGCCUGAGCAUCAUAUGUGUGUCCACAAACAAGAGAUCAACGAAUUAGAUAUUUAUCAUAGAAUACUCAGGUUUAAUAAUUACAUGGUUGCGAUGGUUAACAAGAAUUUAUUGCCUCUGCAAAUUCAUGUGCCUUGUGUGGGUGAUUUUCAUUACCUUUCCAAAGGCUUGAAAUGGAAUUUGGAAUUCCUUUUGUUUUCUAGUCCAUGGAGUCCAUGGGAAAACUGUUGGCAACUUCGUGAAUGUUACAAAGAUCAUUCAAAACGAAUGAUACUCGCUAGACAACUGGAGAAACAAAUAUUAAUAUUGGCUAUUUUUAACCUCUUGCUGGCGCCUCUUAUACAAGGCUGGCAGAUUCUGUAUUUCUUCUUUAACUAUGCAGAGUUGAUAAAGCGUUCGCCCGCUUCCCUCGGACUGCGCACGUGGUCCCUCUACGCCCGCGUGACCUUGAGACAUUUCAACGAGCUGGAGCACGAACUCCGCGACAGGCUUAACCGCGCCCAUAAGCCGGCCACGAAGUACCUGGCGAGCUUCUCGUCGCCCAUCACCACCGUUAUAGCGAAAAAUAUCGUAUUCCUGUCGGCAAGUGUGCUUGGAGUGCUGGUGGUGCUGUCGGUGUAUGAUGAAGACGUUCUGACCGUUGAACACGUGCUCACCAUCAUUACCAUACUAGGAUGCGUGUUGGCCGGAGCCAGGGCCCUGAUCGGCGAGGAGGAGCGGCUGGGCGGCGGCUGCACUGGGCCGGCGCGUGGCGAGGAGUUGUUCGUUCAGGUGUUGGGCCACGUGCACUACCUGCCGGCCGCAUGGCGCGGGCGGGCCCACACCAAGGACGUCGCCGCCCACUUCCAACAGCUGUUCCAGUUCAGAGCGGUGUACAUACUCUUCGAGCUGCUCAGCCCACUGCUCUGCCCGCUGGUGUUGUUCUCUCUCCGGUCCCGUGCUCUCGACAUUGUUGAUUUCUAUCGCAACUUCACCGUAAGCGUGCUGGGCAUCGGAGACGUCUGCUCCUUCGCACAGCUCGACAUACGGCGGCACGGCCACCCUGAUUGGCAGGCGGUUGCUAAAUACGGCGAUAAACCAACCGGUGGCAACACUCAGUACAAUCAGGGGGAGGGUGGCAAGACCGAGCUGUCGCUGGUCGCGUUCUCUUGCCGCCACCCCACCUGGCAACCCACGGAGCCCGCUCAAAGGCAGUUUUUGCGGUCAUUGCGCCAGAGCAUGCACCAUGCGUUGCCGGCCACAAACACACUAAACAAAACUAUGCUCGGCUCCUAUAUCCAGCAGAGUAUUUUCGGCACCAACACGCCUCUGCCCGCAGUGCUCUCCUAUUACCAGCAACAGAAACCACCCUACCGUUUGCCCGACAUGGACGAGACGAGCGAUGAGGAUGAGUGCCCCUCGGGGGCCGCUUCCCGCUCUGGCGGCGCGGGCCUGUCGGGGCUCUUCGGGCCGCGGGACUUCGCCCCCGCGCCGGGAGCGCCCGCCACGCCGGACGAAGCGCGCGACAUGUCCGUCAGCGCGCUACACCUGUAUGACCUGCACCUGUCGCAGGCCGGCCAAAGCGUGUCCGCUUGCUGCACGAACAACUGCAGCGAGCGCAACAGAAGCAGCCGCUGGGCCAGUGGGGAGGAGACCCCGUUGCUGCACCGCCCC
This is a messenger RNA of Iphiclides podalirius (scarce swallowtail), 2163 nucleotides long. NCBI's taxonomy places the organism in Eukaryota, Metazoa, Arthropoda, Insecta, Lepidoptera, Papilionidae. The record is from the annotation of a GenBank genome assembly.